Molecule: messenger RNA, 2850 nt
Organism: Hippocampus zosterae (dwarf seahorse)
Lineage: Eukaryota; Metazoa; Chordata; Actinopteri; Syngnathiformes; Syngnathidae
Exons: 11
Coding region: 543-2684 (713 amino acids)
Biological process (GO): regulation of transcription by RNA polymerase II; negative regulation of DNA-templated transcription
Cellular component (GO): transcription regulator complex; histone deacetylase complex
Molecular function (GO): transcription corepressor activity
Source: RefSeq, a predicted model, not a curated record
UUCCAUAUUAAAGUGGCAGUUACUUAAUGAGAUCGAUUUAUAACUCGCGGUGCCAGAUGAGCGCAGGUGACAACAGCCAGCAACAGCAAAGAAGAAAGCAAAGCACAGUUGGUGUGAAAAAGUGGUAAAGGAAGACAACGAGAUGGAAAGAAUGGGGUGGGGGGCAUGUCGAGUUAAACAUAGCCUAAAAGAGGGAGAUCAUCAGUGUUUGUUUCCUCAGGAUGUGGUUACCACGACGACGAAAAGGCAAAGCGGCAACAUCACUACACCGCGAGUCGCUUCUGACACCUGUCUCAAGUGUUAAGUGUGUGUUUGUGUGACAGAGAAAGAGCGAUCAGUGCGGUUUACUGUGUACACGGCAGCUGCACCUGCGUCUGCCUUUUGUCUUAAUUCUGUGUGACACUGCGUUUGUACUUAUCAUUUUAGGCGUGUGCAAACUUUCAGGUGACGCACAAAAAAGAGGCCGCUUGCGCAGAGAAGAUGAUCUCGACACAGGCCGUGAAAGACAAGACAGCAGAGAAUGAGGACAACCUGCACAACACAUGAGCGCCGAAAACUGCUGCAGUAAGCAAACAGCCACAAUGGAUGACUUUUGGUCCACUCAGGAAUUUUCCAAUCGCCAUCUCCACCACCUCCAAAGACCCUCCUUCCACACGAUCCCUGCAGUGGACUCCCCGCAGGACUCACCCCAGCAGUUUGGAAGUCAAGAGAAAAACCAAGUGACGUCUUUCUUUUCUGCAAGACGGAACGCGACCGCCUUCGAUUGGUUGGAGAGCGGCGAAAAAGAGAGAAGCUGCGACGAUCCGGAGGCGGGAUUUUACAGCAACAGUAACUGGGAAGUAAAUUCGGCUCAAAAUUUUAUUCCGGCUUUGAGUAAAUGGAGACAAAGUAUUGGAGAGUUCCAAAAUUGGGAUUUGGGGUCGAGCGGCGAGACCCCCAGCCCGUUAUCGGAGGUUUCCUGGUGCCAGUCCACUCCACUGAGCCAAAUAGUGCUCCCUCAAACUUUACCCACGCUGAAUCCUCCCCAGGUGCCAGCCACCCAAAAAUCUGAUGCCUUCCUAGAAACUGUUCCACAGAGAAACGUCCUCGAGAGUCACUGGCCCAUUUGGGGGGCCAAAGGAGAGCAGUUUGGGUCAGAGAAGUUCUUCAAUCCCAACACCUGCUCGUCCGGCGCGCCACCCUUCCCAUUCUCUCACCUGGAAUCCUCCGUGCUCAGUCCUCCUCUCACGCCUUUGCCAGCCCUUUCUCACUCACCAGCCAUGACGUGCACCCAGUCGCAUUCGCAGGGAGGAAACGACAACUGGCCCCUCCACUUUUUUGUUUCCAACCCACAGCCACUGCCGUCGCGUAACUCCUCUGGGAUGAUGUGGACGUUACCCGCCGGGUCGGACGGGACCACGCAGGGCAACCUGACAGCCUCGCACUACAUCAGAGAACAGCUGCUCUCACUUGGAAAGUCCUCUCUCAAAUCACGCAGAAACCAGAGUCAAGCAGCACCAAGUCAGGCGACUGGAAGCGUUUCUUCCCAUUGGAAAGCCCAAACCUACACUGGAACUCCAUUUCCCAGUCUCCUUCACUCUAGCCAGGAAAAGAGAGCUCACUAUACACCUCGGCCCCUCCUCAACCCGGCCCGUGAAGGGACCGGCCUUUAUUCCUCCUUUUCCUCCAUUCAGCCAAGAGAGAAGGAUCCGCAAGCUGCGGAAGCAAUGAUCAAUAUCGGCAGUGAUUUCCAGGCGGAGGUCCCCGCGCUGAGCUUUGGCGAGGGCGGGGAAAAACCAAGCUGGGAACAGUCUCUGUGGAAGUCAUGUGAGGCGAUCACAGAGAGCCGCAAGACACAGGAACAAGUGGAAAAGCUGCUGCUGCUGAGCAGCUCCGGUUGCUUUCCAGGAGGGGGCAGCAACAUCGAGCUGGCCCUGCACUCUCUGCACGCCUGUCAGACCAACAUCAUGGCCGCGCUGGAGAUGCUCCUGCUAACGGGGACAUCACCGAUAGAAGACUACCACUAUGCCGGUAGUGACGUUUGGACCGAGAGUGAAAAGAGAACCUUCAACGAAGCCCUGAAAACUCAUGGGAAAAACUUCUCGCUCAUACACAAAAAGGUGAAGACUAAAACGGUGAACCAGUGUGUGGAAUUUUAUUACCUCGUCAACAAAAGCCAAGCCAAGCGGCACAAAUAUACAAAGCUGAAGAGUCGUGAUGAGAAGGGAGGGGAGUCGGAGCGACACAAGAUCACUCUUGUUGAUAUUGCCGCCUCCCUGCCAGCGGAAAAGCAGUCUGGACCGCAGGAGGUGUGCCCUGGGCUCCCAUUGGCCGGCUCCUUCCCUUGCACAAAGUGCGGCAAAAUGUUCAACAAGAUCAAGUCCCGAAACGCUCACAUGAAAGUCCAUCGGAAGUUUUCAAAAGCCUGGCGCAACAAUCUCCUGGUUCAACACUUGACUCCUGCGGUUGACUCCUCAAUCGAUGACUUCUACCGUCAAAGCAGUCACAGCGUCAGUCCUGAGCCUUUUGCUUGCCACAGUGGUAGCUUGCCGCUCGCAUCCACUUUCACCGGAGACCCAAACCUUUACGUAAGCGCCGUUGUCGAUGCUGAUGAUUCCAAACCAAAAGAACCCCCGCACGUUUCAGUUUUUAACCAGUCGUGGCACUCCUUUGCAGAGUUUCAAAUGGAGUCUUACGUACCUUAAAUCGUGUGUCAUUUCCUGCAUCACGGUAGUUGAGCGUCAUCGGCAAAAGUCUCUUUUUGUAUUCUUCUGCUUCCACGCAAGCCAUGUUUGAAUGUGUAUUGUAAGCAUUUGGACAUGGUCAGAAUUGUAUCGAAGCCCAUUAAAGUGUGCAAGUCUUUGGAAUCUA